AAGUAAUUGCUAUUUCGCAUAUACAUUUUUUUCUAGAUGUGUAAGAAUAUACUACAUUUGAGUACCUUACAGUACGGCCGCGAUUAAGUGUACACAGUUAAAGUCACUAUCACGCUCACUAAUACAUACGGCUACUGUAUUAUGCUAUAUAAAAACAUUCGACAACAAGUAGUACCAUACGAUGGUUAAUUACAAUAGGAAGACCCUAAAAACAAGUAACAUUGAUGUAAAACGUUAUAUUACAAGCAUUCGGCAAGUUUUAAGCAUCUAAAUAUCGUUCCACGAUGUAAUCUACUUUCGCUUUUGAGUCAGGAUCGGAUUCAUUUGGGUUGCGUUCAUUUGCAUAAUUUAUACAAGCCAUUUUUGCAUUCGCUAAGUUCCAGUUACCCAGAAUUCAUUUUGAUUUCACAGAAUGAUUAUUCAUGAGAGCUACGUCAUGCUUCCGACGCUAACCGUAUCCAAGCUCGUGUUCGCCCGUAAAUGUUCGGAUAUUUCACUGGAGAUAUAAAUGGAAUUAUUUGUGGCCACAAAAAAAUAAAAACGAGCAUUUUGUAUCUCGUUAAAUCAAUUCUACCAGACAACAUCUAACGUUGAAAUUUUGCAUUUUGCUAAAAGGAACAUUGAUUUGUUAUGGGUUAGCUUUAUUAAACGAAAUAUUCGAUAUUUUUGAGCGUGAUUGUUACUUUAACUACCAGCGGAUCUAAACAUAUAAUAGAUCUAGUAUACAAAUAAGCAUGUUGUUAUGAAGCAUUGAGUUUACUCGUGACCGUUAACGUUUAAGAGGUAUUUUGAUAAAUAGAUCUCAAUAAUUCAUUAUUAUUGAACAUUCGUAUAUCUAUAAUCUACUUUAUUUGUGUUUCAUCAAAUCAAAUUAACAACGAAUGCGCGUGGUGCCGUAAAGAUCAUGACGAUUAAACCAGCGAGUGCUCUUUAAUCGAUUAAGCCGCACGUGCUGUCACAUGCAAGAUUGGACUUAAAAACUUUAUCCUAUAUGUUUCGUGUUUAUUAGCGGGUAUGAAGAAUAAAUCAUAGGGCAAACAAAGUAAAUCGUUUCUACUUACAUCGCCAACAAGUAGCGUAGGUAGGUCGGUUUUAUUGUUUUGUUGUCAUUUUUUUUUAAUAAUUCGAUGAUCUAGUUUUGCACAAAUGAUCGUAAACAUUGUAGUUCUUUAAGAGAGUCUAGCAAAAUUGAUCGAAUAUUAAAUCUGGAAAUCACACAAAGAUAAGGGUCGCCACUAAAAAAUUACGUUCGGUCGGAUUAGUGGCAACAAAUUACUUUUUUUUUAACUUUUUAUGUAAAAGUGUUUGUAAAGUGGUGCGCUCAAUGUCUGACAUAUUUUAUAUUGAGAUAUUGUAUUUACUGGUAGCCCGUAAAUCACAUUCGAUUCUAAAGUAGUUGGUAGUUGCGUUCAUAGUAACGAACAUGAUUUCGAAUAAAAAAUGUAUUUCCUCUUUCGGUAAUGUAAUUUAUCUUUUGAACACGAAUGGAACUUCAAAGCAGAUUUGUUUAUGAUUUUGAAGUGUCAAUAAUGUAUAACUUCAUAACGGAUUAAAAUUGAUUAUUUAUUUAGUUUGCAAAUAAAGUGCAUUUUUCUGGGUUUUUUUUUUAAAUAAAGUUAGAUCUAACAUAUGAUGUACAACUAUGAACUAGAAGUUAAUUUGAAAUUCCACACCACAAUCGACUAAGUUGUAUGGAUAUACACGUUUGCAGUCUUAUUUUAUUGGAUUGUUAUAUUUUGUUAUAACGUUAUCUUUACUCCGAAAGUAUGUGAUUUGAAAUUGCUCUGAACAUCUGUGUGAAUUGAUAUCCGUCUGCUCUUUAAAAAGAUGAUCAUUACAUUUUUGCGUAUGCUAAUUUGGGGCGGCAAUGUCGGCCCUAACCGGAUUUUCGCUAGAAAUAUGUCUUUUACGCAAACAAACGGAAAGUGUCGUUAGGGAACUGCUCAUGUUGAUCUGGUUCGACACUAAGCGCACGUUCAUUAAGCCCCGUUUUCCCAUAUCGAGGCUCAUACACAUCUUAAGAGUAUAUAUAAAGCAAAGCUAUACCGGUAUGUCUAACAUUGUUAAAUAUCUCGUUCUCAGAACCCGGUUCGCUAUUCCGCCUGUAUGCGUUUGCCAUGCUAUGACGAAGAAUUGUCUUGAUGAAGAUCUCUAAAUUGAAUCCAGAAUAUCGCCACAAGUUCAUUUUCUCAGUGCAUAAAUCCCUAGGGCGUACGAUUUACGCGAAUAAUAUUGAGCGAGAUGUCAAGUCGUAUAUAGGAAAUAUCAAUUUCUUUAGUCUGUUGUUCGUGCGUGAAGUGAAUAUAUCAGGUUAGGCAACAUAUACUCGAUUGAUAAAUAGAAGCCUUUGUAUGUGUAUAUGAUAUGUUUACAUGCUAUAUUAUUUUGCUUAUUUGACUGUGUGUUGUGUUAAAUGGUAUUGGAAGACAAGUUAUAGCAAAAAAAGUCCAAUCGUUUCCAUGUACCAUCCCUACUGUGGGUAUCUGUACUAUAUUCACGUUUGAAGGUAAGAAUGAGACAACUUGCAUUAAGGAUUUUAAAAGUGUCGUUAUUUAAGACUGGAUUACGACAAUGUUAAAUUCCACGACAUGUAUUCAACAGGUUGGUGAGGAGAUUCCAUGAAUUGAGUCGCGUUCUGAGAAAACUGGGUUUAAUGCAUGGGCGUAAAGUGUCGUCCCAGAUCAGCCUGUGCAGUCCGCACAGGCUAAUCAGGGACGACACUCUCCGCCUAAUUUUGAUUUUUGCUAAGAGACUUCAUUUUAACGAAAAAUGUCAUAAAAGCGGAAAGUGUCGUCCCUGCAGUCCGCACAGGCUAAUCAGGGACGACACUUUACGCACAUGCAUUAUGCCCAGUUUUCUCAAAACACGACUCAAUUGUCAGGAUACUACUACUCUCGCGCUAGAUGCCUGUCGGCAAUAUGUCGAGGCUUUGUCAAGAAUGCCGUUGGCUACCACAUGUAGUUCAGUGGUGGAUUAUCACAAAAAUACGGGCGCACUGAAGCUCCCGUAUUAAAGUAUGCCGAUUAAAAACAUCGACGACGGUUCCGUUGAGACGUUGCGCGUGCUUGAAGUUGACGGAUACCUUACGCCGCUUUUUAAUGCGGUUCACCAGAAUCGACUUGAGGAAGAAUUCAGAAGCAUUCCAAACCGGCCACUCAAGCCAGACGAUGUAUUCAUUUGUGCCUACCCAAAAGCAGGUACCCACUGGCUAUGGGAAGUGUCGUCCAUGUUGGUAAACCAGUCUGCCGACAGAGUUAAAUUGAUUAAAGAGACUGCUAUGUUGGAGGCUCUUACUGAGGAGCAAUGCAGGAGCAUCCCGUCUCCCCGGGUCCUUAACACGCACAUAACCCUCCGUUUGAUGCCGAAAGACACUUUAUCCAACAAAACCAAGAUCGUGUUCGUCCAAAGGAACCCAAAGGACAUUUGCGUCUCAUUUUUUAAUCACCAUAGCAAAAUCGUUGAGUAUGAUUUCAACGGCAAGUUUGAGAACUACGUCAACCGGUUUCUGAAAGGACUAGUUGACUAUGGCUCGUGGUUCGAGUACACUCUUUAUUGGGAGAAAAUCAUUCGUGACAACCCAGAACAUCCGUUUCACAUCAUGAGCUACGAAGACAUGAAAUCGGACCCAAUCUCCGAAAUAGGUCGCCUUAGUGAGUUUCUGGGGUUUAAAUCGUCCCCGGAGCUGAUAGCGGAAAUUGCGGAAAAAUGUGAAUUUAGUGCAAUGAAGAAGGAAAAAGACCCACUGGAAAAUACAACGGACUGGAAAGAUGCAAAGCCAGAGAUGUACCGGAAAGGUCAAGUCGGUGACUGGAAGAACUGGUUCACAGUCGCACAGAGCGAGUAUUUUGACACCGUGUUCACUCAGAGAAUGAAAGACUCGUCAUUCACUUACAGAUUUUCUUAACCCGCUUUAACUGCUUAAAAAAAUGUUGUUUUGUUUCCGUUAAAAUCUACAAGAAUAGGAUUGGUAGGUCGGCUCUACUUUCGUUUGCGUACACUAAAAUGUAAGGAACGGAUUUAUUUACAACAAGCUAAUGCACUUGCAUGCAAACAUCUUCUACAUCGAUAUUUAACUUUUUUAUUUUAGUGACAUUCAAAUUGAUAUAAGCAAUCUUAUCGAAUGCAGGAGAAGUAUCGAAUACUUACAAUGUGUGGGAAUUUCAACCUGUAAUAAAAGUAUUAGUCGGUCGGGCCCUAUUUUGCGUCGGUCGGGUUAGUUAGUAGAAGCAAGCAUUAUUUCAAAGCAUAUAUAUACUAGUGUUAAGAUAGAGGCCUUUAUGAGAAAAGAGCAUAGUUGCAUGUCCUUCCAAGUCUUCCGCUUCGCUAUGGUGCUAAUGAUUAUGUAUACAAGUAUUUCUUUCGAAGUCAUUAACUUUCAAAGGGACCGUCAACCAAGAAUGACGAAAAAAGGAAAGUUCUAAAAUACCGUAUUUUUACACUUAUUAAUUUAUAUUGAUUAAAAUAUCACGACUGGUAUAUGACAUUACCUGAAAAAGUUCAUAUUUUCAGUAUAUUUGGUAAUACAAUUUCGCGAUGUGAAAUGGAAAGUACAUCGCGAAAAUAGGUGACAUAACGAUAUACACACUAUAAAUAACGCAAGUAGAUUGAUCAUUUUAUAUAUAAUAUAUACAAUUCACGCUUGCACAAUUUGCAUUCCUGGGUUUACCACAUGACGAUGAUGAUCAAUCUACUUGCGUUAUUUAUAGUUAACUGGUAGUUACCUGGGCCCUGUACCCAGUAAAAUGUAAUUCCGAAUAUACUGAAAAUAUGAAAACUAAACAACUUUUUUCAAGUAAUUUUAUAUACCAGUCGUGCUAUUCAAUCAAUAUAAACUAAUAAUUGAAAAAAAAAAUACGGUAUUUUAAAACUUUUCUUUUUUCGUCAUUCGUGGUUGACGGUCCCUUUAACAUAUGUAUGUACUGUUGCUGGCUGUGUUGACUGUUUGUGAUGUCAUGUAAAUGCAUUUUAUGAAUGAACUGAUUUUAAUAGAAGUAUUAUUAUAAUCAAAAAUUAUUAAGUUAACAUUAUUAAUGCACAAACUACGAGUGUGUCAAUUAUAUGCAAAUGCCAUUGUUUGUAACAUUUGAGACAACCGACUUUUGUACCUUUAUAAAGCACAAAUGUUCUCGGUAACGCUCUAUUAACCAGCCAGAAGCACUGGCUGUACUUCGAACCCUUAUUUCUUGUGUAAUGUUCUUGUUUAUCAGUAGCAUUACUCCAGAAGAGGUAUUAUUUCUUCAAUAUUUAGAAACAAUAUGUUCGUAAUAGUAUAUGUUUAAAAUCAUAAUAAACUGCUUUUACCAUAUUAUUUAACGUUUACUCGUCAAUCUGAAUGAAUUUAUAGAACAUAGUAUCGUAUUUUCGAAUUGUUUGGCAAUAAACCGAAUGAGCCAUU
Molecule: messenger RNA, 5395 nt
Organism: Dreissena polymorpha
Lineage: Eukaryota; Metazoa; Mollusca; Bivalvia; Myida; Dreissenidae
Product: sulfotransferase 1B1-like
Exons: 8
Coding region: 3017-3904 (295 amino acids)
Biological process (GO): sulfation
Cellular component (GO): cytoplasm
Molecular function (GO): sulfotransferase activity
Source: RefSeq, a predicted model, not a curated record